GGAUCCUACCCCAGAACCCCUCAUUAUCUGCCCCAUCACAGCUUCCUCCAAGACCCCAAAGCCUGCCCUCAGGGACCCCAGGUAGACCUAUCCUGCCUAACCCUCAUUCCUGUCCCCAUGACAAAGAUGCUCCUGGCCAGUCAGCCUCUCCCCUCCUCCUUACCCCAGCCACUUCCACAUUUCCCACUACUAGUUCCUCCUUGUACGUCAGAGUCACUAAACAGCUGGCUCCUCCUCACUUCCUCCUCCCUGGGGAUCAGACGUACUGUCCUACCCAGGGUUCCAUACCCAGGACCCUCUCUGGCCAAGGACAGCCCAUCAGUGGAUCUCAGCCCACUACUCAGAACCAGCUGCAGAGGGCUGCGAUGGGACGGAAGCCAUGAAUGGUGCCGCCUCCGGCCCCGCCGCCCCCGCCGCCCCGGUCCCGGUCCCGGUCCCGAUCCCGGACUGGCGGCAGUUCUGCGAGCUGCACGCACAGGCGGCCGCCGUGGACUUCGCGCACAAGUUCUGCCGUUUCCUGCGGGACAACCCGGCCUACGACACCCCGGACGCCGGGGCCUCCUUCUCCCGCCACUUCGCCGCCAACUUCCUGGACGCCUUCAGCGAGGAGGUGCGCCGCGUGCUGGCGGCCGAGCGCGCGGACGCCAUGGAGCCCCGGCCGGCGGCGCUCAAGGCGGCGGCGUGCGGCCACUCGCGGAGCUCCGAGGACGUGUCGGUGCGCGCGGCGGCCAAGGCCCGCGUCCGCAAGGGCUUCUCGCUGCGCAACAUGAGCCUGUGCGUGGUGGACGGCGUGCGCGACAUGUGGCACCGGCGCGCCUCGCCCGAGCCCGACGCCACCGCGCGGGCCCCCGAGCCCCCGGCCGACGCCCGCGACAGAUGGACGCGGCGCUGGCGGCUGUCGCGGACGCUCGCGGCCAAGGUGGAGCUGGUGGACAUCCAGCGCGAGGGCGCGCUGCGCUUCAUGGUGGCGGACGAUGCGGCCGCGGGCCCCGGGGCCGCCCAGUGGCAGAAGUGCCGCCUGCUCCUGCGCAGGGCCGUGGCCGGCGAGCGCUUCCGCCUGGAGUUCUUCGUCCCGCCCAAGGCCUCCAGGCCCAAGGUCAGCAUCCCCCUCUCCGCCAUUAUCGAGGUCCGUACCACCAUGCCCCUGGAGAUGCCCGAGAAGGACAACACGUUUGUGCUCAAGGUGGAGAAUGGAGCAGAGUACAUCCUGGAGACCAUCGACUCGCUGCAGAAGCACUCGUGGGUGGCUGACAUCCAGGGCUGCGUGGACCCUGGGGACAGCGAGGAAGACGCAGAGCUGUCCUGUGCCCGGGGAGGCUGUCUGGCCAGCCGCGUGGCCUCCUGCAGCUGUGAGCUCCUCACGGAGGCAGUGGACCUGCCCCGGCCCCCAGAGACAACCGCAGCCGUGGUGACAGCCCCACACAGCCGAGCUCGAGAUGCCGUCGGCGAGUCCCUGGUCCAUGUCCCACUGGAGACCUUCCUGGAGACUCUGGAAUCCCCGGGCGGCAGCGGUGGUGACAGCAAUAACACAGGGGAAGAGGGAGCAGAGCCCGAGCCCGAGGUGGCGCCUGAGCUGGAGCUCUCCGACUACCCCUGGUUCCACGGGACACUGUCCAGGGUCAAGGCAGCUCAGCUGGUGCUGGCAGGCGGGCCCCGGAGCCAUGGCCUCUUUGUGAUCCGCCAGAGUGAGACUCGGCCUGGGGAAUAUGUACUGACUUUCAACUUCCAAGGCAAGGCCAAGCACCUGCGCUUGUCCCUGAACGGCCACGGGCAGUGCCACGUCCAGCACCUGUGGUUCCAGUCGGUGCUUGACAUGCUGCGUCACUUCCACACCCACCCUAUCCCGCUGGAGUCCGGGGGCUCCGCAGACAUCACCCUCCGCAGCUACGUGCGGGUCCAAGGCCCCCCGCCUGACCCGGGGCCCUCGCCCAGCGCCGCGCCGGCGCCCCCCGCCUGCUGGAGCGAGCCGGCCGGCCAGCACUACUUCUCCAGCCUCGCUGCCUGCCCGCCCGCCUCUCCCUCCGAGGCCGGCGGCGCCUCGUCCUCUUCCGCCUCCUCGUCCUCGGCCGCCUCCCUGCCCGCCGCCCCGCGCACCACGGAGGGCCUGCUGAGCGCUCGCAGCCGCAGCAACAGCGCCGAGCGGCUGCUGGAGGCGAGCGGUGCCGAGGAGCCCCCGGAGGCCGCGCCCGGCGACGGAUCCCGCGGCCGCACGCGCGCGGUGGAGAACCAGUACUCCUUCUACUAGCCGGGCGCCACGGCCCUGGGCCCCCGGACCCGCCUGGCCACCGCCCUCGUGGCCGUCCGUCCAGCGGACCCUGCUUCCCUGCAGGUGUCGGCCCCAGUCCAGCGCUGGGUGGGAAAAGCGAAGCUCUUCAAUGAAGACAUAAAUGUUAUUAAAGAGCCUGUUUUAGGGACUGCACCUGGCUCUCCUGUUGUCCUUUCUUCUAUCCUGGCCAAUGGGCACCGCUCCUUCUGGGACUGAAGGGGAGAAGGGGGUACCACGUGUGGGACCCCCUAUUAAGUCCACCGUGUCCUGGCGCCUGCCAAGCCCCCACCCAGCUCUGUAUUUAGGGGACCCAGCUCCCCAUUUGGCUGGGGAGACAACUGGCAGUAACUAAAUGAGG
Messenger RNA from Myotis myotis, 2624 nucleotides. RefSeq names its product SH2B adaptor protein 2 (gene SH2B2). Bases 380 to 2245 code for a protein of 621 amino acids. Gene Ontology annotation, cellular component: plasma membrane. The record is from RefSeq and is a predicted model, not a curated record. NCBI's taxonomy places the organism in Eukaryota, Metazoa, Chordata, Mammalia, Chiroptera, Vespertilionidae. Gene Ontology annotation, molecular function: transmembrane receptor protein tyrosine kinase adaptor activity. The transcript has 9 exons. Gene Ontology annotation, biological process: antigen receptor-mediated signaling pathway; intracellular signal transduction.